Molecule: messenger RNA, 1942 nt
Organism: Chondrus crispus (carragheen)
Lineage: Eukaryota; Rhodophyta; Florideophyceae; Gigartinales; Gigartinaceae
Exons: 2
Coding region: 1-1410 (469 amino acids)
Biological process (GO): positive regulation of DNA-templated transcription; protein import into nucleus; mRNA export from nucleus
Cellular component (GO): nuclear pore outer ring
Molecular function (GO): structural constituent of nuclear pore
Source: RefSeq, a predicted model, not a curated record
AUGGAUGACCGUCACACUAGCGUAUUUCUUACUGAGUGGUACCGACUGAGUUGCUACGAUAUCACGAAUGAGAAGGAACUUCCAUAUCAGUUAAUGCAAGCUGGACAACCUCGCGAGGAUGACGAAAAGUUGUGGGAUGUACUAAUAAAGCUUGCAAUUGUUGGACGACUGGGUGAAAUGGAACAAAUGUUGCAUAUCAUCAAGCAAGAGCAGGAAGAGAUCGUUGAUAUGAAUUCUUUAGAUGACACAAUCGACAACGCCAUUUCAACUCCUCAACCGCGACCGAUGAGUGUUAUGCAGACAGUGCAUAGUAUUAUACAAAGCGCUCCACCAGACAAUAUCUCAUCGAGAAGUGAUGGAACUUGGGAAGAAUGGCAAAGCCACUGUGGAUUGUGGGUUCAAUCCGACGAAUUGAAAGCUCAUCCCCAUGCAAAGAGAUUGGUAGGGUUACUGAGUGGUAAUAUGAAGGGUAUUCGCGAGGCAUGCACAAAUUGGGAAGAGAUGCUGGUUUCGUGCUGUUUAUACGGGCAGUACGGGAUGGCGAGCGGUGGAAACCUGCGUGGUGGCCAUACUUUGGUUUGGAAUUCAUCGGCGUCUGCAUCGGAAGCCUUCCCUGUUCCAGAAAAUGUUGCUCGCGGAGCACUUGUCGAGGCGUCAACAGGUGCCAUUCGCAAAGCAAUCGUGUCUCUGGAGGCUGGCCUUCCAACUAGUUGGUUUUCCGCCCACUUGUGCGACCUACUCGUCACAGCGGGGUAUCUCAAAGGUGACACAGGCGCCAAAGUGGAAAGGGCAAAACGGGCGACAGACCUUCGUGAGUUCUAUCUGAAGGAGUUUGCCCGAGAAGUGGAACGCUCCCGCGGAUGCUGGCGCAUUGCCGUGGAUUAUUAUAAGGCCUGUCCGUUACACGGCACAUCGAUGCUGAUCGACUUUUUAUCGCGAAUGCCAUUCGAGGGUUCGAGUGACCCAACCGUUGAAAAGGUUCUACUCAUUUGCACGAAAAUGAAACUGCAAAGAACGGGGCGGAACAUCUGCGAGAAGCUGGGCGCACAUUGCCUGAAUCAGGAAAAUCUUGGCGGUGCUAUGUCAUGGUUUGCAAGAGCUGGCCUUUACAAACGCGCUGAAAACGUAGCUGAACUGGCCUUGUCAAGAGCUGAAACGGAGGGCGCUGAUUCUCAAGCGGCCCGUUCUCUUGAAUGCGUUGUCUUCGCCCUCACAAGUGCUGGCGACGAAAAAAUGAUGGAGACCUUCUAUUACCUACGCGUUUACUGUGAGAUGCAACAAGCUCUUGUGAAGAUAUCUUCACUGUUCUCAGAUGGUUCGACUGAGAAGCUGCCAAAGUAUAUUUCGGAUUUGGUAUCGUCGGCGUGGCGCCUCGUCAGCAGGUGCAAGAUGGCGCGCCUGAAGGCCUAGAGUCGCCUUCGAAGUAGCCCGAGUCAUUGAACUCCAUCCCAAUGUAGUACCACUGCUUUCAAGAGUAGCUAUUAGCGACCUGCUAAGCGCUCUACAAUUGGCGUCAGGGCCACAUUGCAGCGAAGAACUGGCCCUUGGAAUACGGCGACGACUAGCGUUCGACACAUCACUAGCGAGAGAAGCUAAUAGGGAUGACGCUUCGCUAUCUCGAGAAUGCGAGGCCGCGAUGCAGCAUUGUCGUAGUGUUUUCAUUCGGACUGCAGCUACGAGAAUCACUGCGGAGUAAAGCGCCGUCGCCCUGCCCAGUACUGCCACUUUUCGGUCAUGAGGAGCCGCAUCCCAGCUUCCGUUCUGCGAUCUUCGGACAUUUUUUUGCCUGAUAAGUGGUCAACUUCUUUCCUUAGCAAACGAUGCUUCUCCAGCUUUGUUUGAACACGCUCAUGUUCGGAAUGCAAUCGAGUUUCAACGUGGAUCAAGUAAGUCAUGAUUCUGUCUAUAAAGGCUGCAGGGCUUAUACCAUUUUUCACGUCAA